GGACUGUGUCUGCUUCUGCCCAGCGUAGGAGAAAGACCGUCCACAUUCACAGCUGUCCAUCAACUGUUUACCAUCAUUUAUUUAAAUCUAGAUUUUUUUUAUUCAGUUAACAAGAAUGUACAAAAUUGUCUCACAAAUUAAUAAUCAUCAUCGGUGCCUGGAGUGGUAAGAGGAUUUUUCGAGAAGUGUUUAACAUUAUCCUAAAGAGAGGCUUCUGUAUCUACAAACGGAGGUCCUCUCUCCAUCCUCUGCCUUGCCCGGCGACCCAUGCUAAAAGGUAAACUACCGGUCACACACAUGUCCUCGGCCAUCGCCCCCGUCAAACCGUCCAGUACCACCGGCCUGAAGGAGGUGGAGCUGAUCCUAGUGAAGGAGCAGAAUGGGGUGCAGUUCACCACCUCCACCCUGAUCAGCCCUACGGGUCAAACCCACCCCUCAGGGGAGGAGAGGGAGACAUGGGGUAAAAAGAUCGACUUUUUGCUCUCUGUGAUUGGGUUUGCUGUGGAUCUUGCCAACGUUUGGAGGUUCCCCUACCUGUGUUACAAAAAUGGAGGAGGUGCCUUCCUGGUCCCAUAUAUGUUCUUCAUGGUGAUUGCUGGAAUGCCGCUGUUUUAUAUGGAGUUAGCACUGGGUCAGUAUAACCGUGAAGGUGCAGCAGGAGUCUGGAAGAUCUGCCCUAUCUUUAAAGGUGUGGGCUUCACGGUGAUCCUGAUUUCAUUGUAUGUGGGAUUUUACUACAACGUCAUCAUCGCCUGGGCUCUGUUUUAUCUGUUCUCCUCAUUCUCGUCUGAACUCCCCUGGAUCAACUGUAAUAACACCUGGAACAGUCCCAACUGUUCAGAUCUCAAUGCCACCCUGUUCAAUGACACGCACAAGGCCACGCCCGCCCUGGAGUAUUUUGAGCGAGGGGUCCUUCACCUUCAUGAAAGUGAAGGGAUAAAUGAUCUGGGUCUGCCCCGCUGGCAGCUCACUGCGUGCCUGGCAGUAGUCAUCGUGGUCCUAUACUUCAGUCUGUGGAAGGGAGUGAAGACAUCAGGGAAGGUGGUGUGGAUCACAGCCACGAUGCCCUAUGUGGUUUUAACUGUUCUGCUCCUGCGUGGUGUCACUCUGCCUGGAGCCAUCGAUGGCAUUAAAGCUUACCUGAGUGUAGACUUCCUCCGUCUGUGUGAUGCUCAGGUCUGGAUCGAGGCAGCCACGCAGAUCUGUUUUUCUCUGGGAGUGGGGUUUGGUGUGCUAAUCGCCUUCUCCAGCUACAACAAAUUCAGCAACAACUGUUAUAGAGAUGCCAUCAUAACCAGCUCCAUAAACUCUCUGACCAGCUUCUUCUCUGGAUUUGUCAUAUUUUCCUUUUUGGGUUACAUGUCACAAAAACACAACGUUGCCCUGGAUAAAGUUGCCACUGAUGGUCCUGGUCUGGUGUUUAUAAUUUACCCAGAAGCCAUUGCUACACUCCCAGGCUCCUCAGUGUGGGCUGUUAUCUUCUUCAUCAUGUUGCUCACUUUAGGAAUCGACAGUGCCAUGGGAGGGAUGGAAUCUGUCAUCACAGGACUCAUAGAUGAAUUCAAGUUCUUGCACAAACAUCGAGAGCUCUUCACACUCUUCAUCGUAGUUUCCACGUUCCUCAUCUCACUGCUCUGUGUCACAAAUGGUGGAAUCUACGUGUUUACCUUGUUGGACCAUUUUGCAGCAGGAACAUCGAUUCUCUUUGGUGUGUUGAUUGAGGCCAUCGGUAUUGCCUGGUUCUAUGGUGUGGAUCGCUUUAGUGAUGAUAUCCAGGAGAUGAUCGGACAGAGACCUGGUCUGUACUGGAGACUGUGCUGGAAGUUUGUUAGCCCUUGUUUUCUCCUGUUCAUGGUUGUUAUCAGUUUUGCAACUUUCAACCCGCCUAAAUACGGCUCGUAUUAUUUUCCCACGUGGGCUAACGUUAUUGGCUGGGGUCUGUCUCUAUCAUCAAUGAUCAUGGUGCCUCUCUACGCCAUCUACAAGUUCUGCUCUCUGCCUGGAAGCUUUUGUGAUAAAGUAGCAUAUGCCAUAACCCCAGAGACUGAUCAUCAUUUGGUUGAGCGUGGAGAGGUUCGGCAGUUCACGCUUCAUCAUUGGCUGGUGGUGUGAGCGGCCCUUUGAAUUGAGACUGAGACGGCAAGAGACAAACUGAACUCCGUAAGGACGACGAGCGUCAGCACCAAAAGAACCGUGUUACUAGUUGUUUCUUUCUCGCGUAAUCGGACGUGUGGCUGUAUCGUGACUUUGAUCACAAUGUGGUUGACAUUUGUCAAUAUCAGUUUUACUCUUUAUAUACGAUGACUGUUAUGAUGGCCGAUGUUGUCCUCGAUGACUGUUUGCUAGUUAAACCUUUUUUGUGAUCAGAGUACAACUGAGCUUUAUUGAUAAAUGUUAUUGAAGUGUCAAAUGCUGUAUAAAAUUAAUAUUUAGAAAUCAUUUAAAAUUUAGAGAUGUGUAAAUAGUGCUAAUACAAAAAUAAAUCUAUCCUAUUUGUGUGUGACCAGUGCAAAUACCUUACAAAUGAACCGACCUGAUCUCACGGAUUUCUGUGGCAUAGUCAUGGAAUUUUUUGCUAGUUUUUCCGUGGCAUUCUCACAGAUCUCAGCAUUUUUCCGUGGCCCUGGCAUGGACUUUCUUUUCCGUGGCAUUCUCACGGAUUGGUUACUCAACUGUUUUGUCCUAUUUUCUUACCAUUGUCGCUUCGGUUUAGGGUUAGAUUUUACAUAAAAUGACAUCCCUACCCAAACCCAACUCUAACCCUAACGGCAGGCGACAAUUGAUUAAAGUUUAAAAAAAUAUAAAAGAAUAAAUCAGAAAAACAUAGUAUAAACCAAUAGUUAAAGUGAUAUACUAAAGCAAAGACCAAAUCUAACCCUAAACCGAA
Molecule: messenger RNA, 2887 nt
Organism: Paramisgurnus dabryanus
Lineage: Eukaryota; Metazoa; Chordata; Actinopteri; Cypriniformes; Cobitidae
Gene: slc6a3
Product: solute carrier family 6 member 3
Biological process (GO): neurotransmitter transport; sodium ion transmembrane transport; amino acid transport
Cellular component (GO): plasma membrane
Molecular function (GO): dopamine:sodium symporter activity
Source: RefSeq, a predicted model, not a curated record